Messenger RNA from Toxotes jaculatrix (banded archerfish), 1849 nucleotides. RefSeq names its product serpin peptidase inhibitor, clade E (nexin, plasminogen activator inhibitor type 1), member 1 (gene serpine1). Gene Ontology annotation, molecular function: serine-type endopeptidase inhibitor activity. Gene Ontology annotation, biological process: negative regulation of vascular wound healing; negative regulation of endopeptidase activity; negative regulation of plasminogen activation. The record is from RefSeq and is a predicted model, not a curated record. Lineage: Eukaryota; Metazoa; Chordata; Actinopteri; Toxotidae. The transcript is spliced from 9 exons. The coding region runs from base 98 to 1273 and encodes 391 amino acids.
GCAGCAGCAGCAGCAGCAGCGGCAACAGCAGCAGCAGAAGAGAAGGAAGCUGAAGCUGAAACCUUGGCACUACAACUAGCACACUCCAACCACCAGGAUGUUUUGCGUUUAUAUUUUCCUGCUGCUGACCCUGAGCAGAGCAGGGCUGAGCUCUCUGCAGGAUAAACAAACCGACUUUGGCCUGAAGGUUUUCUUCCAGCUGGGUCAGGCCUCUGCAAACAAGAACUUGGUCUUCUCCCCAUACGGCGUUGCCUCUGUCCUGUCCAUGGCUCAGCUUGGUGCUGCUGGAAACACCCAUAAAGCCUUAACUGCUGCCAUGGGCUAUUCUCUUCAUGGGCGAGGGAUGUCCCGGCAGCAGCGUCUCCUACAGCGGGAUCUGUCCAGCGAGGAGGGGGUGGAGCUAGCCAGUGGGGUGAUGGUGGAGAGGAAGAUGAGUCUGGAGAAGGGAUACCGCCGGGCCCUGGCCAAAGCCUUCCAGACCCACCCUCACCAGGUGGACUUUACUAAGCCAGACGAGGCAAUCGGCAUCAUCAACUCCUGGGUCUCAGACCACACUGCAGGUUUCAUCCCGGAGUUCUUGGAACGUGGAUCUCUGACUGAUGAGACCCGCCUGGUCCUCCUUAAUGCUCUCCACUUCCAGGCCCUCUGGAAAGUUCCCUUUGACCGUGCAAUGACCCAGGAGAGGAUGUUCCAUUGUGCCAAUGGCAGCGCAGUGCCCGUGCACAUGAUGAGACUCACAAACCACUUCAAUUAUGGCGAGUUUGUAACCGCUGAUGGGGUGGACUAUGAUGUCAUUGAGGUCCCAUAUGAGGGUGACUCACUCAGCAUGCUCCUAGUGUCACCCUUUGAGCCCGAAGUUCCACUGAGCACGCUCAGUGCAGAUCUGAGCAGCCAGAGGAUUCAUAAGUGGAAGGCAGAAAUGAGGAGUGUGAGGAGGCAGCUGGCCAUGCCCAGGUUUACUCUGGACUCUGAGGUGAAUUUGAAGACUGCUCUGCGUGACAUGGGUCUAGGAGACAUGUUCAACCUGGCUACCGCAGACUUCACACGCAUCAGCACUGAUGAACGGCUGUGCGUGUCGAAGGUCCUCCAGAGAGUGAAGAUCGAGGUGAAUGAGCGAGGAACUGAGGGAGCUGCGGCAACAGCUACUAUCAUGUUUUCUCGUAUGGCAGUGGAGGAGAUCACUCUGGACAGACCCUUCCUCUUCCUCAUCCAGCACAAACACACAGGUGCUGUUCUGUUCAUGGGUCAGUUCAACCAGCCUCAGCAACCAUAACCCACUCUGAAGACCUGCCUUCUUUCUGCUGUGUCUGACUGAGGCUCAUGUGCUACAAGACCAUAUACUCAAUGACCACACCAGACCACCAGGAUUCAUAUGACUGCUUACAACGCAAUAAUAGACUACUUAAGUAAAAAAGGUUUAUUUUUAUGUGCUUAGAACAAAAAACACUGGGACAAAAGAGUCAGAGAUUUGUCAUGACAAAGGAAAACAGGACUGACUGAGACAUUUUUGUUUGCUGUUUGUGUGUUUGCUGUUUGUUUAUUUAUUUCUCUGAAUGUUUGUGGUCUCUAAGACAGAAAGAAAUAUGAAGGAAAAAUGAACAAAUUCAUAGUAAUAGUAGUUUACUGUUGUUUGACACAAUAGACACCGAUGCACUUCACAUUGAGAGAUGUUGCUGCAGACUGACAGAUGGCUGCAUUAGUUCAAAAAAGGAUGGAUUUUUAAAAAUCUAUUUUUUCAGUAUUAAUCUUACUGUCUUACUGCCUUGUUGUUAAGUUGCAUUUGUAUUUUUUUGUAGUAUUUAUAUUUAUUAAAGUUCUAUGUUUUUACAAAACUGCAGUGUCUGUGGUG